Molecule: messenger RNA, 766 nt
Organism: Zonotrichia leucophrys gambelii
Lineage: Eukaryota; Metazoa; Chordata; Aves; Passeriformes; Passerellidae
Gene: SMIM29
Product: small integral membrane protein 29
Exons: 5
Coding region: 118-423 (101 amino acids)
Source: RefSeq, a predicted model, not a curated record
CGCCCCGCGCCCGUCACGCGCCGCGCGGGUUCCGGGUGCGGGCGGCGCGCGCAGAGCUCCCGUGGUGGGGCCGGCCGGGCGCGUCCCCCCGAUGCGGGCAGGAGCCGGCGCUGGGCCAUGAGCAACGCCACGGCGCCCACGGCCCCGGGCGCGGCGGGGGACUCGCUGGUGGGCUCCGUGCUGGGGCCCUUCCUCCUCCUCACCCUCCUCGGCGCCCUCCUGGCCGCGGUGAUGUACGUGAAGAAGAAGCGCAGGUCCGACCGGCUGCGGCACCGGCUGCUGCCCAUGUACAGCUACGACCCGGCUGAGGAGCCGCCCGAGUCCGAGCAGGAGCUGCUGGUGGAGGCUGAGGAGGCUCAGGUGGUGCCCGGCUGGGGGGGACCCGCGCCCCCUUGGCCCCCGCGCCGGGACUGGAGGGCCUGACCCUGCGUGGAGCACCGGGACCGGAUCCUGCCCGCGGGAGGGAAGGGAGCACGGGGGCAGCACUGGUUCCAUCACCCAGAACGGGCAGGACCUGCCCACAGUGGUGCCAUGAUGCCACAGCCGCUGCCCCCACCUCUGAGCACUGACCAGGAUGGGACAUCUCCUACCUCAGUGCCUGGUUUUGCCAUUUUUGGGUGGUUUUUUUGCUUGAACUGCUCCAGCAGCCCCUUGGAAAGCCCAGGAGGGCCCACUGGGGCUGGCAGACUGGCAGGGAGCAGCAGGUUCUGCUGGCACGGGAUGCCUGGGGGAAAAUGGGGUAAAUAAACGUGUUUCUGCCUUGGUC